Molecule: messenger RNA, 775 nt
Organism: Nymphaea colorata (pocket water lily)
Lineage: Eukaryota; Viridiplantae; Streptophyta; Magnoliopsida; Nymphaeales; Nymphaeaceae
Product: dormancy-associated protein 1
Exons: 3
Coding region: 65-427 (120 amino acids)
Source: RefSeq, a predicted model, not a curated record
AAGAGGGGGGAAGUCGGUGGUGGUAGGGGAGAGAGAGAGGGUGAGACGGAGGAGGAGGAAGAAGAUGGUGCUGUUGGAGAAGCUUUGGGACGACGUGGUAGCCGGUCCUCAGCCGGACCAUGGGCUGGGCAAGCUUCGGAAGCUGACCACUAAAGCUUUUGGACCCAGAGAUGGGGAAGGUGGAGAGGGAAGCAGCAGCAAGUUCCAGAGGUCGCUGUCGAUGCCUCCGACGCCGGUGACUCCAGGGACGCCGACGGCCACAACGCCGAGCCCUCGCAAGGAGAACGUGUGGAGGAGCGUCUUCAACCCCGGCAGCAACCUCGCCACCAAGACCAUCGGCGCCGAACUCUUCGACCGGCCCCAACCCAACUCCCCUACCGUUUAUGACUGGCUUUACAGUGGGGAGACUCGAAGCCAGCACCGUUAGGCGAUCUGCCGGCCGGCUACCAGUCGAUUUCGUGCAGCGGCUUGUUGCCUCUUCCCAUCUUUCCUGUUGAUCCUUCUUUUUCUUCUUCUUUUUUGUUAACUGCGUGUAUGACAGUCUGUUGAAGAAGCUUGUCACCUGGAUGUGAUACAGUAGUGGAUAGUGUUUGGCAGAUCUUGUACAUAAGAUAUUGUAAACAAGUGGGGAAGGGGUUGCUGCCGAGAUGUGGACGUUAUGCUUAUCUUCUUCUUUGGGUUUUUGUCUGCAUGUAAUGAUUUCGGUUAAGAACAAAUCUAGAAGAUGUGAUCUAUGAAUUUGAUAAUCCAAAUGCCAGUUACUGCGCUUAAUAAA